Molecule: messenger RNA, 2054 nt
Organism: Pogona vitticeps (central bearded dragon)
Lineage: Eukaryota; Metazoa; Chordata; Lepidosauria; Squamata; Agamidae
Source: RefSeq, a predicted model, not a curated record
AUGUAUCGGAGCAGUUACCUGCGUGAAGUUCGCAAGGAGAAGUACGAAAGGUCAGAUGCUUAUGAAGAACUGCCAGAAACACCAGAAUUUGGCAGUCUUGCCCAAGCCCAAGGCCUGGAGAACCUGCAAGAACUCAACGAACGGUUCACCAACUACAUCAAUCGGGCCCGGGUACUUGAACAACGUAACGCCAUCUUCCGCAAGCAACUGGAGACAUUCCAGCGUGUGGAUGAACUGGCUGGAUUGGAAGAGGUAUUUUCUGUGCAGGUUGAGCUCAGCCGCCAGCGUAUCCGUGAACUGGCCUCAGACAAACUGAAGCUGGAACGUGAGGAGAAAGAUGCUCAACGCAUGCUGGAUGAAUUCCAGAACAAAUAUAGGAAUGAAUGUGAGUAUCAGCAGAUGCUGAAAACAACCCUUGAGCAACUUAAUAAGGAAGCCGAUGAAGCUUUGCUGCAGAAUUUGGAACUACAGAUUGAUGUGCAGUUCCUGCAAGACGAUGUUAAUGCCACGAAGGAAAGAUACAAGAAGAAUCUCAUGGAAAUACAGACGUAUGUCAGCAUUUUGCAACAGAUCAUGCAAGUGACUCCUCGAGUGUCCAACAUCACAGCUGGAGUUAGUGAGGAGAAGCUCGUCACUGAGAGGAAAAUACCAAUUCUUCAGAGCCAGUUAGAAGAAUACAAGAGCAUUCUUUGCCAGCUCCAGGCUCAGAAAGUUAAACUGCAGACUGAGACAACAAUACUAGAACAAGCCAUUAAGAACACCCAGGAGAGCUAUGAUGAUGAGCUUCAGCUGUAUAAUGAUCAGAUUGACACUCUGAGGAAGGGCAUAGAAGAUGCCGAGAGGACCUUGGAAAAAUACACCAAUGACUGCCGUCAGCUCUCCAUUUAUAGGCAGUCCUUGGAGAGUGAACUGGAGCGCUACAAACGUAUUAUUGAAAAUGAGGACUGUAGGUUGAAUUCUGCCAUUGUUGGAACCCCUGUAACAUUGUUUACUACAACUCAGGCUUACAGACCUCCACAGAGUCCUGCCAUGAGAGCAAGAGACUUAACCAUGGCUAUGCAAGACAUUGCUAAUGCAAAGCCAAGACAAAGAAGCCUGCCAAAGAAAAUAUCAAGGAGAAAGGAGAUCACACCUAAAGAGCUCACCAGUGGUGCUUCAUCUGAAAAAACGUAUGACUCAACUGCAGAAGGCUUCAAAGAGGAAGGAUUAUUGGUGACCAGUCAAUAUGGGCAAGAUGGUCCAGCUGCCGAAGAAGAAGAACAAGAAAGAGCUGGAGAGGAUGUGCCUGAUGGAGCGCAGAUCAGCAAAGCUUUUGAUAAGCUGUGCAAUAUAGUGAGAGAAAGAAUCCGAUGCUACCAGCGACCAGAAGCCAAAACUGAAAUCUAUACUAAAGGGCGUUAUGUACUUGUCACAGGAGAGGGAAGCUAUGAUGAUGCCUCCUUCCAGUCCGUUUCUGUUCCUCCUAGAAACGGUGAGGUCACUGUUUCGGACCGUGAAGGAAAAAUGCCAAGUGAAGAAGGUGUAGAACUAAUUCCAGGGAUACCUGGACCACUUGAGCAUGAAAAAGAUGGACCGGAAGCCCCUGGAAAGGAAGAGAUGUAUGACAUAAAAGACAUGGAAUAUGAGCAGAAACCAAAAGGCAAAGAAAAGGAGGAGGCAUUUGAACAGGAGGCAAAACCUGAAGAGAAAGAGCCCACUAGACAGGCAGCCACAACAGAACCUGAACAAGUUCCCACACCAGGUCCGAGUGACCGAAUAGAAGCAGGGAUUUAUGUAAGCAAAGAAGAGAAAAAAGAAGGAGGCCCUUUUUUCAGGGCAGUGACCCCACCAAGUACCCUGAGUUACGAGAAGGUGGAAGUGAUGGAAUCCAUUGAGCAAUUCUCCGACGACAAAAUCCAAACAUAUGAAGAAACAGCUAUGAUUGUGGAGACCAUGAUUGAGAAGACCGGCAAGAAGCUGGGAGAUAAAAGCUCGUAAUGUGCCUUCUCAAUUUGUCCUGCUUACAGCCACUCAUGUUGUAAAACCUUGUUGCUUCCCUCAUGAUACCUCUAGUA